UCGGCGCUCGUUUCCGCCGGGCUGGAGCGCGCGGAGCCCCGCUGGUCUGCGGCCGCAGGGGACGAGGGGCGGUGACCCCGGCGCACGCCCCGCGCCCCAGUCUCCCGGCCCGCGCCCCGGCCGCCAGCAUGGUGUUGCUGGCCGGGCCCGGGCCGGAGGGCGGCGGGGCGCGCCGCGUGUCCCCGCAGACGCCGUCCCCACCCCGGGACGCUCAGGCCGGGGAGGACCCUGCCGACUACGAGGAGUACGAGGACUUCUCGUGUCUGCCCGACACCCGCAGCAUCGCCUCGGAUGACUCCUUCUACCCUGUCGGAGGCGAGGAGGAAUACGGCACCGCGAAUGCGGAGAGCGUCCCAGAGGGCGUCCCGGAGGAGGCGACCCUCCUGCGCGCCGCCUGCGCCAACGACGUGGGGCUGCUGAGGGCGCUGGUGCGGCGGGGGCCGAGCGCCGAGGAGGUGCAGGAGACCGACCGCAACGGCCGGACUGGCCUUAUUGUCGCCUGCUACCAUGGCUUUGUGGAUACUGUGGUGGUCUUAGCCGAGUGCCCCCACGUUGAUGUCAACUGGCAGGACAGCGAGGGGAACACGGCCCUAAUCACAGCCGCGCAGGCAGGGCACGCCACCGUCACCAGCUACUUGCUGAACUAUUUUCCUGGCCUCGAUCUUGAGAGGAGGAACGCGUUCGGGUUCACGGCCCUGAUGAAAGCCGCCAUGCAGGGCCGGACGGAGUGCGUCCGAGCCCUGAUGCUAGCAGGGGCAGACGUCCAUGCCAGGGACCCCCGCCGUGGGAUGUCGUCCCAGGAGUGGGCCGCUUACACGGGCCGGUUGGAGGCCGUCCGCCUCAUCCAGAGGCUGCUGGAGCGACCCUGCCCGGAGCAGUUUGGGGAAAAGUACAGACCGGAGCUGCCACUGCCCCCGGAGGCCACUCUGAAGCCCACGGGCUCCAAAAACUGCUUUCAGAGGCUCACAGAGCUUGUGAGGUCCGUUCUGACCUCCCGCUCACGCCAGGGCCUGGAGGAUGGGGGCGUCCUGGACCACAUGGUCAGGAUGACCACGAGCCUGUACAGCCCCGCCGUGGCCAUCGUCUGCCAGACUGUGUGCCCCGAGAGCCCCCCCUGUGUGGGGAAAAGGCGGCUGGCGGUGCGGGAGAUCCUCGAGGCUCGCGGGAGCCGGGCCGCGCACGCCCGGGAGAGUGACAAGAUAGAGGGCUCUGAGCAGCCGUUCCGGACCUCGCAGGCUGCGGGGGUCUGCAGAGAGGCGGCCCCGCAGGCCAGCCUCGCGGCCGCGCAGCUGCCAGGUGCCCCGCGGAGGGCCAGCCUCCUGCCCCUGCAGCUGCUGAGAAGGAGCAGCGUGCGGCCCGGCCUGGUCAUCCCCCGCGUGCGCAUCAGCAAGGCGCCCGCGCCCACCUUCCAGCCCGAGCGCGCCUCCGCCAAGGGCAGCACCAAGGACAGCGCCCACCUGCAGCUCCCCAAGUGGCGCUACAAGGAGGCCAAGGAGGAAAAGCGGAAGGCGGAGGAGGCGGAGAAGCAGCGGGCGGCGGCGGCGCAGAAGGAGAAGCGGGCGCCCUCCUGGAGGAAAAGGACGUGAGGGCUGAAGCCUGUGAGGUGGGGGAGGAGGCAGUGGGGCUCCGUGCUCGGAGAAGGAUGCGGACAUGCCGCCCUCCUGCCCUCACCCCUCCCGAAGCGCGGCUCCUCCCUGCAUGUCCCCAGCCGGGGGCCCAAACGCGCUCUGCGUUUGUUCAGGCUGCACCGUUGAGUGAUCCGGGCAGGGCACCAGUCGAUUAGCCUAAAACCAGUUCCCCUAGAGAUGAGUACACCCGGCCGGCAACUCUGCCCCAGAGCCUACCUUUUGAACCUCACUUGAGAAAUUUAGAAGAAUUUUGUAUUUUUAAUUAUGAUCAAGUUUGCAGCAUUUUACUGCUGAUGGGCUGUUUAUAUUUAAGACGGUUUUAAUACAUUUGCCCGAAGACCCUUUGUUUAGCAUAUUGUUUCUGGCAAUAAUUAUUUGUGAUAUCUCUG
Messenger RNA from Lontra canadensis (Northern American river otter), 2017 nucleotides. It is a transcript of the gene ANKRD33B, whose product is annotated as ankyrin repeat domain 33B. The transcript has 4 exons. Lineage: Eukaryota; Metazoa; Chordata; Mammalia; Carnivora; Mustelidae. Gene Ontology annotation, molecular function: protein binding. The record is from RefSeq and is a predicted model, not a curated record. Bases 129 to 1586 code for a protein of 485 amino acids.